AUUAACGGUAAAACAUCAAGAAAAAAGUUUUAUGAUGAAAAAUAUUUUCAACUUUUAUUUUUUCCUUUGUUUUCUUUACUCAGUUUUUUGUGAUGAUUUCAAAUGCCCUGUAAGGGGUAAAAAAGGUGAAUGGAAAGUUCCAAAUGUUCUCAGUUUAAUUGAUAAACAAACUGGUUAUCGUGCUUCAGUUGAAGUCAUUAAUCCAACUCGAAAUAAUUUAAUCUAUGAUUAUUAUGAUGUGGAAAAUAAAGUUGGCUUUAUUGACUUGGAAGCGACCGUUCAGGAUGUGAUGAAUCGACGUUACUACUACCAUUCAACAGAGGAAAAGCUUGCUGUACGAGAAGGUACAUGUACGAGACUUGAUUUAACCCAUAACGAGAAGAUCAAAUCGGUUAAAGAUUGGUUCGAACCAGCUGAUAUUGUCGCUAGUUCAGGGAUAUUCAAAGAUUUGGUUCAUUUGGGACCAACAGCAUUGAUGAUUUAUGCCAACAAUAUUAGUGAUAAAGCUUCGUUCAUAGGAUCCGAAAUGAUUGAAGGUCGUACUCUUAAUCAUUGGUUUUAUUGCACGACCCCUAGAGGACCUUACAUUGACUUUUUUAUUGAUGCUAAGACCUCAUUACCCUAUCGGUUCUCUUUGGGUUUCCCUAAAUGGAUUGAGAAUCAGGUCCUUUCAGCAAAUGAAACUCAAUCAGUUAAAAAGCAAGUUGAUUCCGAUGAAAAAUAUGUUUACAACUUCUACAUGUUCGAACCGUUGGUCAUAACAUCAGAUGAGCCAAUUCCUUAUCCAUUGGGUUAUGGAUGGUAGCGUAAAGAUACUCGUCCAUCUACUCCAUUACCCGAUUUUAGUAAAGUUAAAGAGUUCACUAUGGACAUGGAGGCGAUAAUAACCUAUUCUGAUCGUGAGCUUAUCAAAUCAACUGCUCGAAUAACGAAACGAGGCGAUGAUAUUUCAUUCGAAAUCAAAGAAGAAAAUUUUUCUGUGCGUUUCGUUGAAAUGCCUCUUCCUUUAGGGCGAUUUAGAGUUGAUGAACACACCGGUCACUGUAGAUAUGAAUCAGCAGAUCAUCCAUCUUCGGAUACACUAGUCACUCGCUGGCCUCAUCGUGGAGAUCAUGGCUUUAACCUACUUUAUUAUCUGGUAAUGAAACCACCUCAACAUAUUUCACCCACAACUUUCAUCGGUGAAAUAACUUUAGGACCUCUUCGAGUGGAAGAAUACCGAGUAAAGGACUUCUUCUCCUAUUCAGUUGCUGCCAUUAUUGACUAUUAUUAUAUUCAGAAUAACAGUGAUUCCGUUCCAAGUAAAGUCAUAUUCACCAAAGACCGAAGCGAUCAUUAUUAUAAAUAUCCUAAUACACCAACUCAAGUUGAAGUAACCAUAAUUAACUACCAAGACUCAAACAUUGAUUAUGAAGAUAGUUUCGAUGUUUCUGGCUGUUAUGAAGAACCAGGAAACUUUACUUGGUUUCAACUUCUCUUUUCAAAUCCUUUACUGAGAGAAGUCAAUAUGCAAGCAAUUAAGGAAUCAACAGAAGAAUACUUGACUUCAUUCAUUCCAAUAACUCGCAUUGGUGAAAUUCAUACACAAGAAGUCGAUUCCAAUAUAUAUGUUACUGUUAAGCUUUAUGAUCGUGUGCAUUUCAUUAAGGGUUAUACUGCGUCACUCAAACAAACAAUUACAAAUCCUUCAAAUAUCGUGGUACGAAAGAAAGUCGAAGACUGUGAACAGAUAUGCAGUGCAACUGAAAGGUGUUUUUCUUUUAGUUAUUGUUCCAAUUAUGAUUGUUCAAUAUACCAAAGUACUGCAUGGGAUUUAGGUUCUGCCGAGACCAAAGAUGGUUGCACUUAUUUUAAACGGCCUAGAUAUCAAUUUGAUCUUAUACCAUUAAAUAACAAAAAUUAUCUGACGGCCAUGUCACACGUAUUACAACAGAUAAGGAAUAAAGCCUCAUCAGGCGAUUUUAGUUUGCAUAAUAGGUUAGUAGCUGAAGACCUGUUCAUUGUGAGUGGACCUGAAGUGAUUGGUGAUAUUUCCCAGGAGCUACAUACAAGUGGAUCCAAUUUUUUAAAAGCUGAUGAUUUUCCGAUGCUAUACACUAAUCGUCAUUUCAAUAAAGCACAAUUCAAGAUCGAGAAAAGUACUCUUCAAAAUUGUUUCAUGGCUUGCUUGAAUGAUGAUGAUUGCAAUACACUUUCAUAUUGCAUCAAUCAGAAUAAUGAAUGUAUUCUGAGUGGAGAAACGCCGAGUUCAUUGAAAGACGCAUUUGAAGACAAAACAAGUCAUGCAGAUGGAUGCAACAUCUAUCAAAAAUCCUUCAUAAACCUAUUCCAUGAGUAUCCUGGUAAAAAUCUAGUUGUGGAUGCCAUCUCAACCAUAUGAUGUAUCAAUUGCUGAUUGUGCUAACAAAUGUGCUCAAUCAAGUUCAUUCAAUUGUGCAUCAUUCGAUUUCUGUGAAAACAAUGAUAAGAACCAAUCUCUUUGUUUUUUGCAUGUUAAUCACAUUGAGAUAGAUGAAACUCGUGAAAUAAAUAUAACAAACUGGAAGUUUGCUGAAGCUGGAUGUUCCCAUUAUUCAAAGAAAUCUGAACUUGAUUAUGAACAUAAAGUUGGACUUGCAUUGAAAGAUAACAUGAAAGAAUCAAUUGUUGGCACCUUUGCCCAUCUAUCGUUAGAAAACUGUGCUUCCAAAUGCAAUUCAGAUCCUGAUUGUUUUACACUUGAAUAUUGUGAAUCGGCUGAUUAUAAUAAAAUAACCGAUAAAAGUGUUUCAUUGUUGAGUUGUACAUUGACCAAUUUAAAACCAAAUAACGUUAAUCAAUCUCAACUAUUUGAAGAAUCGAAAAACGACAAAAAAAUUUGUUCCAUUUACAUCAAUCAUAAGAAAAUCAAAGGACAGAGCAAAAUUGAUCCACAUACAUCUGAAGCAUUAACGAAAACAUUAACGAAAUCAAAUAACUUAGCAUUAGCAAUCGGGUUGGGCACAAUAGUACUUAUAUUGGCGUUUGCUGGUGGAUUCAUUGGAUUCAAAUUCGCUGUAAAGAAAGGAUUCAUUUCAUAAACCAAAUUAAUGGAAACUAACAUCAUUAUUGUAAAUUAUUUAUGUUUGAAAUUAAGUAAAAAGACGAAAAUAAAAUUGAAUGAAACAAAAA
Messenger RNA from Tetranychus urticae (two-spotted spider mite), 3150 nucleotides. The record is from RefSeq and is a predicted model, not a curated record. Lineage: Eukaryota; Metazoa; Arthropoda; Arachnida; Trombidiformes; Tetranychidae.